UUACAUCUAACCGAUUACAUAAUUGAUAUACUUAUAGAGCAAGAUUCGUUUGAUAUCCAAAAAUCCAAUGAUAAUGAAAAUCAAUAUAUGGUUACACUGAAGAAACCUCAACCAAACGACAAGUUUACACUUGAACUCAAAUUGGGUUCACAUAAGAUUCAACUGUCGGGGAGUUUUGUGAAAAGCUGCGAGGAGUCAUACACCUCGCCCUGUACUAUCAUCAUUGCAUUCCUGGCCAGUCUGUGUCUCAUACUAUUCACGGCACUCGCCUUAGCCUUGAUUAUAUUGAGACGGAAAAAGCCCAUCACCUUUAAGUUCGGUCAACGGGAGGACAGGGAGUCCAUUCAGUACGAUAGCGGCAAAUCAUACAAUGAGACUAAUUAUGAGGAGACCUUCGAGCAAUCAAACAAAAUCGAGUCGACGAUCGACGUGACGGCCAAUAAUAUACUCAUCGGCGCGAAAGCCGCGUCCAAAGACAGCCCGAGUCUAACAUCGAUGCCGCGAAAGUCGUCGCUAAAGCCGCCCAAAACUAACUUCAGCGACCAGUUGAACAACAACGGCAUCUACGAGAACGCCGCCUACACUGGCGGGGAACUGGAUGUCGUGCAUGAGGUGAGCGAAGACAAGCCCAUCGACGAG
Molecule: messenger RNA, 639 nt
Organism: Oppiella nova
Lineage: Eukaryota; Metazoa; Arthropoda; Arachnida; Sarcoptiformes; Oppiidae
Source: the annotation of a GenBank genome assembly